Molecule: messenger RNA, 1736 nt
Organism: Ctenopharyngodon idella (grass carp)
Lineage: Eukaryota; Metazoa; Chordata; Actinopteri; Cypriniformes; Xenocyprididae
Gene: carnmt1
Product: carnosine N-methyltransferase 1
Exons: 8
Coding region: 38-1264 (408 amino acids)
Molecular function (GO): S-adenosylmethionine-dependent methyltransferase activity
Source: RefSeq, a predicted model, not a curated record
GCCGAUUGUCGAUUACUUAUGCCUACAGUGUACGGCAAUGGCUGACGGCAAGGAUGAAACAGUAGCAGCUUCCAAACCAGAGGUAUUUUCCAACUAUCGGGACAGGAUUAAAUGUUCACCAGAGGAAGAGGCGCAAUUAGAGAGACAGCAUUUCUGGAAUGUCAUAAACGCGUUUAAAUACUACAGAAUUCACGUUCAUGAACGAGUGAAUCGAGCCGAGCGGCAGUUCCGAUGCCUUCCAGAUCACCACCAGCAACUUUUGACAAACUUCUUGCCCAAUCUGAGCAAGAUCCGCUACUGUGUCGACCGAAACCAAGAGGUGCUGCAGGCCAUAGUGAACAACUGCCUCGAUAUGUUUGAGAACAUGGAAUAUGGACAGGAUGGUGAGCCAAGGAAAGUACGGCCAUCCUCAACUUUUGACAUGGACAAGCUGAAGUCAACCAUUAAGCAGUUUGUCCGUGACUGGAGUGAAGCAGGAAAGGCUGAAAGGGACAGCUGCUAUAAACCUAUUAUAGAUGAGAUCCAGAGACUGUUUCCUCCUGAACAGUGUGAUGUGUCCCAGGUCAGAGUGUUAGUGCCCGGGUCCGGUCUAGGUCGACUUGCAUGGGAAAUCGCUCGUCUGGGCUAUUCGUGCCAAGGCAACGAGUGGAGUUUCUUCAUGCUCUUCUCCUCUAAUUUUGUUCUGAAUAGGUGUGAUGAGGAGAAUGCUUUGACUCUGUAUCCCUGGAUUCAUCAGUUCAGUAAUAACAAAAUGUCCUCAGAUCAAACAAGACCCGUGUCCUUUCCUGAUGUCAAUCCACAGAGUCUUCCAGCAGACUCAGACUUCUCUAUGGUUGCUGGAGACUUCCAGGAAGUAUACAAUGACCCUGAAAUGUGGGAUUGUGUUGCUACUUGUUUCUUCAUUGACACUGCCCACAAUGUUCUUGAUUACAUUGAAACCAUCUGGACUAUUCUAAAACCUGGUGGUGUCUGGAUAAAUUUGGGUCCACUACUUUACCACUAUGAGAAUAUGGCUAAUGAAUUGUCCAUUGAGCUGAGCUAUGAGGACAUAAAGGCUGUCCUUUUAAAAUAUGGAUUUGUCCUGGAGUUUGAGAGACAGUCUGUUCCCAGCACAUACACAGAGAACGAUCGCUCCAUGCUCAAGUACCUUUACGACUGUGUCUUUUUUAUCGUACGAAAACCUGCAGAACAGUUGGUCAAUGGAGAUCAGACACCUAAAGAUGAUCAGAUUGAGGAUACUUUACAGACAAGAAACUCAACAUGACGUUUAGAAGGCUGGAUGAAUUCACAGACAAAUGGCCCAAAUAAUAAACUGAUGAUUUUAAUCAUGAAUGUCAGCAUUAUAGCAAAUUCAUUGUAAUACAAUAGGACUGGAGCUUUAUUAUAUACUGAAUUAUUUCAGAUAUUUACCAAAAAUGUCAUGUUUUGGUGCAUUGCUUUGCAGUCAUAUUCCUCAGGUUCCGGGUGCUACUUCACAUCUUACUAAUGGCGCUUGUCACUCCACACAUACGUUUCAGUGUUUUUCUUGCAGUUGUUUACAUUAUCACAGUUUCCAUGUCUAAAAUCAUAUUCAUGGAGUCUACUCUGGAUCUUGUGCCGUUACUCCAGCCCCUCUGAGGAAACUUGCUGGCCAUCAAAAUUGUAAUAGUUGGCAGCACUAAAAUAAAGUUGUUUUAAACUUAACAGAUUUUCAUGAUCUUGUACAUAUUGUAAUAAAACUGUUUUGGAAAUUGGAA